CCACAGUCCGGACACAUUCCAUCGUACGAUGCGUUUGUUUAUUCUGACCGGUCGUUUAGCUUCAUGAAAAAUACAACAGUGGCAGGAUGCAGGUCUUCGCACGUUCAUCAAAAGACGGAAAUGACGUCAUACCGUAUGUUGCAUAUCCGCUCUACGAGAACGGCGGGAGCGCCUCCCUGGUUGGUCCAUACACCACAGGAUAUUCUGGAAACUUCGCUGAUCCUCAGGCUGCGGUGGGUUUAAAUUAUGGAUUACCUCAAGCUUUCACACCCGUAGAUUACUCCGGCGUGGCUAACAGUAAGAAGACAUCCAAGCGAGGCUACCAGAAUUUAAAGAUUUGUUUGAUUGUUUCCCUUGGCCUGACAUUGAUGUUGAUAGGGGCUGCCGUGGUUGCCAUCGCAUUUUUAGCGACAUCAGAUUCUAAACCCGAUUCUAAAAUUUCACAAUCCAGUUCAGCGUCUCUAGGGAGCAACCAGUCCGGUGCCUCUUCAACCACACCCCAGCCUAACAUCAUCUACAUCACACAACCAUCCCCAGCCCUGUACCAGCCUACAACCAGCCAACCACUGGCUGUACAACCCGCUACAACAACAACCACCACCAUCACUACGACUCCAUCUACAACCACAGCGUCGACAUCAGCAACAACAGCCCAAACACCAAUCACAACCACAACCAACGACAACACCCGUUACAUCAACGUCAACGUCAACUUCCAUACCAACAUCAACAUCAACCUCCACGUCAACAUCAACACCACACACAACUGUCCCAGCUACUCAAACUCCACAGUUAAACUUCUCAUCACCAACAACCACAUUCACAAACUACACAUCGACAGCAACAACAACAACCAUAGCAUCAUCAAACAUUCAUUUUGCAGAUCCGACCACGACAUCAUCACCAGAAACAACAACAUCCUCAACUACACCACAACCACAACACCGACAACUACAACUACAACACCGACAACUACAACCACAACACCGACAACUACAACAACAACAACACCGACAACUACAACCACAACCACAACACCGACAACUACAACAACAACACCGACAACUACAACAACAACACCGACAACUACAACAACAACACCGACAACUACAACAACAAUAACAACACCGACAACUACAACAACAACACCAACAACUACCACUACAACAACAACUACCACAACACCGACAACUACUACUACAACACCAACCACCACAACUACACCAACUACAACCACUACCAGGACUACCACAACUACAACUACACCCACGACCACCACAACAAGACCAACUACUACAACCACAUCUACAACUACGACAACAACAACAACCCUCCCAGCAAUAGCACCAGUAUUGGUGACGUCACUAGAUCCCCUCAACCUGUACCUACCUGCAGAGUUCCGAUGUAACUUAACAGCAUCCAGGUGGAACAGUGUUGUGUUCAGAACGUAA
Physella acuta is the source of this 1451-nucleotide messenger RNA. RefSeq names its product integumentary mucin C.1-like. Lineage: Eukaryota; Metazoa; Mollusca; Gastropoda; Physidae. The record is from RefSeq and is a predicted model, not a curated record.